Molecule: messenger RNA, 4947 nt
Organism: Drosophila guanche
Lineage: Eukaryota; Metazoa; Arthropoda; Insecta; Diptera; Drosophilidae
Exons: 13
Coding region: 181-4416 (1411 amino acids)
Biological process (GO): regulation of transcription by RNA polymerase II
Cellular component (GO): nucleus
Molecular function (GO): RNA polymerase II transcription regulatory region sequence-specific DNA binding; DNA-binding transcription factor activity, RNA polymerase II-specific; zinc ion binding
Source: RefSeq, a predicted model, not a curated record
CCACUGUGAAUGGUUUUUAUCUGCGUCCAAAAUGAGGCUUUGAUGCGAAAUCGAAGAAAAACAAUCAAAUAUCUACGGAAAACUAAAACUACAUCUUUCGUGGUCAGUCGCAGUCAAUGUGCCAAGACACCCAGUCAACAUACGCGUAAUUAAAUGUCCGCGCACAGCCGCUUGUGAAAUAUGGCGUUUAACAAUAGGCUGAAAACGGGCUCGGGCUCAGCCUCAGGUUUAUCCCAAAUAAACUACAAAUUUACAUGUCGCUGCUGUCUGAAAUCUGACGCGGAGUUCCUGAAGCUGGACACGAUGACGGUGGCGCGCAAUCUGGACCCAAGCGAAGCGGAUAAAAUUCCCCUGCUGCGCUGUUUGUUAUUCUGCAUACGCGCCGAAAACUCACCGGAGCUGCCGCAAUACAUAUGCGUUGAGUGUAGCAAGAGCCUGCAAAUAGCCUACUAUUUUCUGCAGAAUGCACUGCGCGCACACGAAAUACUCUGCCGCAAACUGUGUCCGGGAAAGGUGCGACCCACGUUGGCGCAACGCUUUAACGGUUCCAUCAAACAGCCAGAGGUGGCGCCGCGGCAGGCGGCCGAGGACCAGACGAAGCCCCAAAAGGCAUUCCGCCACGAGUGCAAACUCUGCGGCUUUGUCGUCUACAAUCGGACGGAGCUAAAGGAGCACAUUCACCAGCACGUUGAUGGCAGCUCAUACAGCUGCAAAGUCUGCAGCUUCGUAACGCUGAAGAAGCGUCUACUGCAGGAGCACUACAGUGCGACCCAUGGCAUGUCGGCCAACCUGGCGGACGAGCGUGUUAAGCCAAAAUCUACAUCCUACAGUACCGGCCCAUCCACUUCAUCCGCAGCGGCGGCGGCUGCGACUGCCAAUGAGGAGUUUAAAGUGUGCACGCUGGAGGAUAUGGAGCUGCUGAUUCCCACAGUUCUCACGCCCGGUGACUAUGUCCAACCGUCCAUCGACGAAGAGCAAGUGCAGGACAUUGAACAGGAGCUGGCCGUCAGCAUUGGCCAGCCAGUUCCCGUUGCUGCUGAAACGUUAACCAACAAUCUGUCCCAGAUGCAGGGCAAAAACAUGAGCAUUGGCUCCGAGUAUGUCCUUAUGGCCGAUGGCAGCAUGCAGGUCAACGGAGGCGGUGUGGUGAUAGAAUACAUCGAUGAUUGCAAGCCAAACCGCAACACCACUGGAAAUAUGAGCCUUCAAAAUCUACUUGGAGGUGGCCCCGAAAACGAGCCCAUGGAAAUCGACGUCAGUGAGCUGAUUGUGGAGGAAAUGGUGCCACAGAUAAAAGUCAAGCCAAGACCAGUAUCCAUUGGAUCCACUCCCCUCCUCAAGUAUAAAUGCAAAGCAUGUCCCAAAGCAUUUGCCACCCUGGGGCGUCUGAAAUCUCACCAGUUAAGCCACAGCCAUUUGCCCAAGUUCUACUGCGAUCAGUGCCCGUUCUACUCGCUGCGCAGCACUGAACUCUGCCUACACUACAAGGCAUCGCAUCUCAACAAAGAGGAAAAAGGAGGAGCAAAGGAGACCGUCGAUGAGUGGCAAACCUAUUCCUGCGACAUGUGCCUCUUUGAAGGAAGAAACGCCAGGCAUCUGCGUGUGCACUACACUGACAAGCAUAUGAUUCAACCCACAGAAGUACAGCUGCGGCCCAGUUGGACAAGUGAGUCGGCCACAGCCGGUGGCGGGAUCACUUCGGCUCGUACCAGUGGUCAGGGCUCCAAGGAGCAGGGCGCUCAGCCGCAGCACACCGAAAUUCCACUGGGCAUUCAAUAUCCGCCUGCAGCUCUGGCGGCGGCGGCGGCGGCGACGGCAACGGCGACAGUUGGCAAUCAGCCAAUGCUUCAGCAGCAGCAGCAGCAUCAAGAUCAAGAGCAACAGCAACUGUCAGCGAUAGCAACACAAACUUCCACGAUAACGCAGUCGGGCGAAAUCAAUGUUGUGGUAGAUGCCACACCGUUGUUCUUUGCGGCGACAGCAGCGGGAACUGAGACUGUGACUGUGACUGGGGCAGAGGAACAAGAAGAAGGACAGGGCCAGGCAUCUCCGGGCACAAUAGCCGCCGAUACAAUUGCCAACGGGGAGGAGGCCUAUGAAAUCUUUCCCGAAAUCUCAACGAGCAGUCUGACAGCAACACAGCCUGGUCCGGCAUUGCCAACGACAUCGACAACGUCGGCGAACAUCUCAAUAUUUGGAGAUAUGCAGGAAUUUAUAGACAACACAGAUGUGGCUGCCAUAUGCACCAUACCCGCCGAUGACAUGCCCGUGGUGGAUGGUGACGAUAUUGUAAUUGAUAACAACAAUAUGAGCCUGGACUUUGAUGCUGAGAAUCUGUUUGAGGACUUUGAGGAUGAGGAAGAGGCCGUUGGCGAGGAGGAGGAGGACGAGGAGGAGGAUGACGACGACGACGAGGACGCUGAGAAUGAAGAUGAAAAUGACAACAAUGAUGCGGCCACCGAUCAGAAUCUGCUGCUAACAAGCGACGACGACGAUGUCGAUGACUUUGACGACGAGCAAUCAAAGCAUCUGCAGAAACCCUACUGCAUAUUUUGCAACAAAAAGUUUACCAGCCAAUACAAAUUCGAGAAUCACAUGUUUGUGCAUCGAGGCCUGGCCCCCUAUCGCUGUGAGCUCUGCACGAAUCUCUACAACAUGAAGCGUCUCCUCAUCCGGCACUACAAGACCGUGCACAAGCGCAUGCCCACGCGUGACAUGGUCCAGGCGAAGGGCGACAAGGUAUUGGUGGCACGUACCAAUAUCGAGACGAUACAACUGGAUACGGAUAGGAAGCCGAUGCUGAUGUGUGCGAAGUGUCCGUUUGAAUGUGAAUUGGAUACGGAAAUGCGAAAGCAUUUGAAUGCGCAUCAUGGCAUCAAUGAUGGUGUAUCCCUGCAUGCCAACGAGGUGUUCAUUAUACGCAAACUACCAUUUGAGUGCCCGCGAUGCAUUCGGUCAUUUGCUGCCAAGAGCACACUGACACGCCAUCUGCAGCGUAGCCAUUUGGUGGACACUAUAAUUGAGAUGCAAUCGAAUCAAACAACCAGCAGCUCAGCAGCAACAACCACAAGCACCACAUGCACGGCAACAACUUCAAUGCCGGCGAACACGGCUGACGAUAAUGGGAAUAAGGGGCAGCAGCAGGGGACGGAGACUGUUGGCUAUGGCGAUGGCGAUGUCGUUGGCGAUGGCGUUGGGGAAUGCGAGGUAGAAGUCAAACCUGAAGAAGGCGCCGGAAUAAAAGAAGAGCCGACUUCAGCCGCAUCAGCAUCGGCAUCGAUAAGAACAGCCAUAAAAGCAGAAUCAGCUUCAGAAAUAAUUCCAAAUCCCCCCGACGAAUCGCCAGAGCCACGAAUCAUGAACAGCAUUGAUCAUGUUCUAGUCAAGGGCGAGACAUCAUCUGUGCCACACAUCGCCACCACAACAGCAUCAUCGUCAUCCACACCAACCCCAUUUGAUUUUGACUUUGACUUUAUAGGGGAUGCAGGAAAAUCCAGACUUACGCCUACUUUUACGCCCACCCCGCCCAGUACUAGCAACAGUCAAAUUGUCAGCACCACACCACUCCCAUGCACGAGCACAAGCACCACCAGCACCGACGCCUGUUCACCCAGUCCCCUACUCAACGGCAGCGACAAACUGUUGACUGCCGCAAUGGAGCCAUCGCCCUUCAAGGGGCUAAGGUCGCGCACGCCACGCACCCAAAUCUACGCGUGCAAGCUCUGCAAAAAGAGCUUCGAUGAACUGGGAAAGCUGGUGAAGCAUGAGAUGGAUACACAUUCCAUUGGCGAAUCGAAACGAUCGGGCUACGAGCACAGAUGUGGCACCUGUGGAACAACGUAUCGCACAAUGGCGCUGCUCAAGUUCCACAUGAAGCGCCACGCGAAUCGCAAGUUUUCGUGCAAGUUUUGUGAAAAGGAUUUUGUACACAAAACAGAAAUGGACAGGCAUAUUCUGGCCAAACAUGCCACCGAGAAGUCGUUUCGAUGUUCGCUGGAUGGCUGUCGCAAGAUGUUCGCCUUUAAGCAUCAUUUGGUGCGGCAUCAGAAUGCCUCGCAUCUGAAGUUGCGACAUGUGUGCGCGAUAUGUCAGAAAGAGGUGAAGACCAGCCAGCAUCUGCGGCACCACAUGACCGUUCACAGAGGCAUGACAGCCUACAAGUGCCCCAAAUGCGACCGCACAUAUUUACGUCGCGGAGCCCUUCGCGUCCAUGCACUGUCGGUGCAUAAGGUGCGGCUCACGGAGGAUGAGCUGGCGGAAAUCUUUCGCCACAAUGUGGGCUACACCAAUCCACACGACAUGAAGGUCAUCGCACGCAAUGGGCAACUGGUGCGCCGCAAGGAGCUGGAGGUGGAACGAGAAAAUGAGUUGCAGCUGGGCGACGAACCAUCCCAAGCAGAGGCGAAUAUUUCAUAAUAAUUCAGAGUCAUGCUCAUGAGUGGUCCUCACAAACAAACACACCCUGUACAAAGUUUGUAUAUGUAGUCCAUAAGCACUGCUUCCAAAUGCAGUUUUUAACCCACACACACACACACAUAUAAAUUUAAUGUUCUGCAGUUUCCCCCCUAAGGCCUAGCAUAGUUAUCUCGUUAUCACAUUCAUCGACCCAUUACCGACAGAUGUUUUUGCAUAUGCACCCUAAACUUGUACAUGCAACAAUUGUAGUUAUUUGGUUGGAAUAUACACUUGUAUUAUAAUAAUAGCCAUGGAUUUCCUUUGAGCGGAUCUGGGUGUGUUCGUUCCACACUUAACUGGGAAUCAAAGAAUCAAUCAUGAUACGACCAAUGCGGCGGCGGCUCUCUGCAUUGGCCAAAGAGCUCAACAAUAGUCUGUAAUUGUAACCACAUUUAUUUUUAUAUUAGUCUUAGAGCCCAGAAUGCCGUUAUUAUGUACAUUGGAUAUUUGAAAGCAAUAAAAAACCUGUUAGCAUAAUUUUUCCAUACCUUA